Triplophysa rosa is the source of this 3589-nucleotide messenger RNA. RefSeq names its product somatostatin receptor type 5 (gene sst3b). NCBI's taxonomy places the organism in Eukaryota, Metazoa, Chordata, Actinopteri, Cypriniformes, Nemacheilidae. The transcript is spliced from 3 exons. Gene Ontology annotation, biological process: neuropeptide signaling pathway. Gene Ontology annotation, molecular function: somatostatin receptor activity; neuropeptide binding. The record is from RefSeq and is a predicted model, not a curated record. The coding region runs from base 183 to 1514 and encodes 443 amino acids. Gene Ontology annotation, cellular component: membrane; neuron projection.
CGGGAUGCUGUGUUUCCGCGCGGUGCUGCUGCAGCGGCGGCUGUGUUUCAUUUCUUCAGAGCGGCGCGUGCAGGUGAAGACGCACUGAAGUUUAUUAUGGCAGGUAAAAUCCUCACCGGCAUCAAUGAUGAUCGAAACUCUCUCUGAACAAUCUGCUGUGUCCCGAGCGGUUUGUUGUAGUGAUGGAGAUCCACAGAAGGACAUCGACCCUCAGCUUCGUCUCCCAGCCCUCAGAAGACGUCUGGAGUAACACUUCAGAUCUCAGUCAAACCUCCUCUCCUUCGUAUUCCUCUCCGAGCGAUCUGUCUCCAGACGGAUCCCCGCACAACUUCACAAACGUGCCAGACGCUGCCGGUGUGCUCAUCCCUCUGAUCUACAUCACCGUGUGUAUAGUCGGUCUGAUCGGAAACACUCUUGUAAUUCACAUUGUGCUGCGAUAUUCUCAAGCCGAAUCUGUUACAAACAUCUACAUCCUAAACCUGGCCAUAGCCGAUGAACUCUUCAUGUUAGGUUUACCUUUUCUCGCCGUGCAAAACGCUCUCCUCUCCUGGCCCUUCGGCUCUUUGAUGUGUCGUCUGGUGAUGACGGUGGACGCCAUAAAUCAGUUCACCAGCAUCUUCUGCCUGACCGUGAUGAGCAUCGACAGAUAUCUGGCUGUAGUGCAUCCCCUCCGAUCCUCUAGGUGGCGCCGGCCGCGGGUGGCAAAAGCGGUGAAUGCCACGGUGUGGGCGGUGUCGUUCCUGGUCGUUCUGCCCGUGGUGGUGUUUGCGGACGUUCUGCAGGAUGAUGGAAACUGCAGCAUCGUGUGGCCGGAGCCAGCGGAGGUCUGGAAAGCCACUUUUAUCAUCUACACGGCGGCAGUGGGAUUUUUCGGCCCGCUGACGGUGAUCUGCCUGUGCUAUCUGCUGAUCGUGGUGAAGGUACGCAGCUCCGGCCGCAGGGUUCGAGUCUCGUCUCUCAGACGCAGAAAGUCAGAGCGCAAGAUCACGCGGAUGGUGGUGAUUGUUGUGGCGGUGUUCGUGUUCUGCUGGUUGCCGUUUUACGUAUUGAACAUCGUGAACCUGUUGGUUCUGCUCCCGGGAGAGUUCCGCGGACUCUAUUAUUUCGUGGUGGUUCUGUCUUACGCCAACAGCUGCGCUAACCCUAUUCUCUACGGCUUUCUGUCGGAUAACUUUAAAAGAGGCUUCAGGAAAGCUCUGUGUCGCUCAUCUCGACGUGUCGACAACCGGGAUCAACAGCAGGGGACGGGAAUGAUGGCCGUACCGCUGGAAGAGAUCCGGAGAGAACUGGAACCCAGAAAUCUUCUGAAAGGCAACGAGACUGGAGAGAUGAAGAGCGAUGAGAAGACGGAGCUCCGCGGUGGGAGGAACGGGUGCCAGCGGGACACUGGAAGAGCAGAAGGUGACCGCUCCAUCAGUCUGAACCCUGAACCCACAGCUGCUCGCAACGGAGCACAAAGAGCAGAUCAAUACCUGACAGAGAGAGUCUCUGCCCUGGAAAUCAGUUAUCUGUAAUAUUGAGGGGAAAAAGGUCCAGUGGUGGACACCAGAAAGAUGAGAGUUCUGUGACCUCUGACCUCAAAGUAAUGAUGACAAACAUCACUGCUUCAUUCAACACCCAAAAACAAAUGUCCGUCUGUAGAAAACUGUGGAACAGCUGCACGUUAUGAACACAACAGCUGACAAAAAUGAAUAUUCUUUUCUCAGGUUUGAUUCUCAUAUAUAACAGACAUCUUCAAGCUCCUGCCGUCAUGUGUGAUUUGUGUGUUCAGAUAUUUAAGAGCUCUGUGGUGUUCGUGUCGGGAACAACCCAAGUAAUCCAUACAUACACAGAAAACAAAACAAAUAAGUUCAGAAAUGAAAUAAUAAAGAGUAACGACCCGGGGAUAAAGUAUUGAACACAUGAAGAAUGGGAGGUGCAAAAAGGCAUGGAAAGCCAAGACACCAGCUGAAAUCGAUCCGUAAAUAGAAAGCAAUCCUGGCCCUUGUCAGUGGAAAAUAACGUCAGCUAGUUAAGGCCCUGUCCACACCAACACGGGUAUUUUCAAAAGCGCCGUUCGUCCACACGCAAGAGCAGCACUCGGUCACUGAAACCAAACCUUCUUGAAAACUCCCUCCCAGGGUGAAGGUUUUUAGAAACUCCGGUUUCAGUGUUGUCGUGUAGACGGUGAUUUGGCGUAUGACGUUGGAAUGCGUGCCGCUAUCUCCUUUGAUUGACGUCAGAUUCCAGGGUUCUGAUUGGCCAACACAGCUUUAUGGUUAGGGUUAUAUCGCCACCUGUUGGUUUGGCAUGCUUUUGAAAGCGUGUUUUAGUGUGGACACUAUUUCUUUCUUUUUUUUAAACAAAGGAGGAAAACUCUGUUUAUGCAAAUACCCGUGUGCGUGUGGACUAGGCCUCAGUCCCAGCUGAUGGCCUCUAAAUAGGCGUCUCAUUACAAAGGUGUCACACAAGAAACAUCUCAUGAUGGGUUAAAGCAAAGAGCUCUCUCAAAACAAACAUACCGAUGGCGUUGGAUUUCUAAACUUCUCAAUGUUCCAGUCAGCACUGCUGGGGCCAUAAUCCGGAAGUAGAAACAAACAUCAUUUCACCCUAAACCGGCCACGGCCAGGUGCUCAGCUCCUCGCAAGAGUUCUGACAGAGGAGUGAAAAGAAUGAUCAGAAGAGUUGUCCAAGAGCAAAGGACCACUUGUGGAGAGCUUGAGAAAGACCUGGAAUUAAGACGAUGAGUGAAGCACUCGACCACCAUGACCUGGGUGCACGCUCACCACGCAAGACUCCAUUGCUGAAGAAAAAUCACAUUGAAGCUCAUUUAAAGUUUGCUGCACAACAUUUAGACAAGCCUGUGAAAAUAUAGUCUGGUCAGAUGAGACCCAAAUUGAACUCGUUGGAUGUCAUAAUACACACCAUGUUCGGAGGUCAAGUGGCACUGCACAUCAACCCAAAAACAACAUGGUGCAGGGCUGUUAUUCAUCAUACAGCACUGGCAAACUUUAUAUUGUUGAAGGAAGGAUGAAUGGAAAAUGCACAGAGACAUUCUUGAUAAGAAUCUGCUGCCAUCUACCAGGAUGAUGAAGAGGAAACGAGGGUGGACAUUUCAGCAAGAACCUAAACACAGCCAAGGAAACUCUCAAUUGAUUUCAGAGAAGAAAUCAAGCUGCUAGAAUGGCCCAGCCAAUCCCCUGACUUGAAUCCAAUAGAAAAUCUAUUUAAGGAACUUAAGAUCAGAGUUCAUAGAAAAGACCCACGUUCUGUUCUGAAGACUGUUUGUAUGGAAGAAUGGGCCAAAAUCACACCUGAGCAAUGCAUGCGACUAGUUUCUCAGAUACAGGGGGUGUCCUGAAGCUCAACACCCACUCAAGGCUUCUGUGUGAAGGAUUCAGUCAAUUUCAGUAAGAGUGUUCAACACUUUUUCCCUGGUUCAUUCCAGUUUAUUACACAUAACAAUUUCUGAAACUAUUUGUUUUCGUUGUAUGUAUGGAUUACUUGGGUUGUUACCGACUUGUGCUGAAAAGGUCAUGUCAACAGAACAUUUAGAAAUAUAUUUACUAGAAAAAUGGUGACGUGUUCAUACUUAUUUUACCCGCUGUAU